AUGGAGAGCGUUUUAAAUCCCUCUCCGGCCGGGAGGCUGCGGCAGCUGGUGCCUAGAGACGCUGGUUCCCAACCGGCUGAGCGGGGCCCGGGCUGCGCGCUCCAAUGUUGCCUUUUUAGGCCUGAGCGCUGCAGGACGCCGCCGGGACGGGGGCUGAGGCCGCCGCCAGAGGAACCAUCCCCCAGCCCGGGCGCUGGCACGUCCCCCCGCCCUUGCAGCGGCUGCGUCUCCCGGCGUGCGCUCCCCUCCCAACCCGGCAGCGGGCAAGGAAGGAGCCGGAGGUGGAGCCCGGGGCCGGAGCGGGCCAUGUCCCGCGCGGAGCCGCCGGCGGGGGAGGCUGGGGCGGGCGGGGAGGAGGUGGUGCGGAUCCGGCUGGGGGACAGGUGCUACCCGGUCUGCAAGAGGAAGCUGAUCGAGCAGAGCGACUAUUUCCGCGCCCUGUUCCGCUCGGGCAUGCGGGAGGCAGGGCAGGGGCAGGAGGAGCAGCAGCUGCGCGGGGGGCUCAGCGCCCUGGGGCUGGAGUUGGUGCUGGACUUCAUCAACACCUCGUGCCUGGCCCGGCUGGAGCAGGAGGAGGGUGGGGAGCAGGAGCCCCCUCUGCUGGAGGAGCUGAUCGAGGCCGCCUCCUACCUGCAGGUCACCCCCCUGCUGCGCCUGCUCCUCUCCCGGGUGAGGCUGGGCAACUGCCUGGAGCUGCACCGCCUAGCCCAGGUCUAUGGCCUCCAGGACCUGCAGGACGCCUGCCUGGACUUCAUGGCUGCCCAUUACCAUCAGGUGCUGCGGAGACCUGAGGCCCGUCCCCACCUCCUCCUGCCCAGCGCCCUCCGGCAGCAGCUGAUGGAGAGGCGGAUGAAGGGCACCGCCACCCUCCUGGCUAUUGGAGACUUCAUGGGUGCCUCCUCUCUGGGCCUGGCCCCGCGCCGCCACCUGCAGGAGGAAGCUCCUUGGUCCAUGCUGAGGUACGAUGAGGUGGCCCAGAGGUGGCUGCCCUUGGCCAACAACCUGCCCCUGGAUCUCAUGAAUGUCAGAGGCUACGGGUCGGCGAUGCUGGACAACUACCUGUUUGUCAUCGGGGGCUAUAGGAUCACCAGUCAAGAGAUAUCGGCUGCCCACUGUUAUAACCCCUGCAUAAAUGAAUGGAGUCAGAUAGCUUCAAUGAACCAAAAGAGGUCCAAUUUUAAGCUUUUGGCUGUAAACGGAAAGCUCUAUGCCAUUGGCGGUCAAUCCCUUUCCAAUGUGGAGUGUUACAGCCCAGAGCACGACUGGUGGAAUUUUGUGGCAUCUAUGCCAAACCCGCUUGCAGAAUUUUCAGCUUGUGAAUGCAAGGGCAAAAUUUAUGUUGUUGGGGGAUAUACUACAAGAGACAGGAAUAUGAACAUCUUGCAGUACUGUCCCAUCUCUGACUGCUGGACCAACUUUGAGUUGUGUGAUGUCCACAUUCGCAAACAGCAGAUGCUCUCUGUCGAGGAAACCAUCUACCUGGUAGGGGGUUGUAUUCAUGAACUGGGACCUAACCAAAAAUCUAGCCAAAGUGAGGACAUGUUAACAGUGCAGUCUUACAACACUGCUACCAGAGAAUGGCUCUACCUCAAGGAGAACACGUCCAAAUCAGGUCUCAACUUGACUUGUACUCUCCAUAAUGAUGGGAUCUAUAUAAUGAGCAGAGAUAUUACGCCAUCUACAAGCUUGGAACACCGGAUUUUUCUUAAGUAUAAUAUAUUUUCAGACAGUUGGGAGUCACUUAGACGCUUUCCGGCCUUUGGACAAAACUUGUUGGUCUGCUCUGUAUAUUUGCCCAAUAUGAUAGAAGUGUAA
Messenger RNA from Emys orbicularis (European pond turtle), 1815 nucleotides. RefSeq names its product kelch like family member 42 (gene KLHL42). The transcript is spliced from 3 exons. The coding region runs from base 1 to 1815 and encodes 604 amino acids. Gene Ontology annotation, molecular function: protein binding. The record is from RefSeq and is a predicted model, not a curated record. NCBI's taxonomy places the organism in Eukaryota, Metazoa, Chordata, Testudines, Emydidae.